AGGCACUUAAGGGUCUGCUAGGCGAUUCUGGGGAAGAAACUCGGUUAUAGAUGAAGAAACGUUAGAGGGAUACGCUUGCACAGUUUUUCAUGGCAGUGCAGAUAUGUGUUGUCUAAAGAUGGAUAUCUUCUUUCUCGUUGCUGUACCCUAGACUUCCUCUCUUUACUAUCAAUGCUGGCCGUUCUAUUACUCUUCAUCCUUUUCGUACCUCAUGCAGCAUCAUGGCAAUUUCAGUUCAAUGGCACCGCAGUGGCUAACGCCUCUGCCAGCGUGACAUGGACGAGGGACGCAGACGAUAGCACCACAGUUGGUUUUGCCUUCCGAUUGAGACGACCUGACGUGCUUCCUUCAACGACGACUAUCCCAUAUUGGUGUCAAUUUGGAGGUAUCGAGGAGACUAAGGGGACUUUUUUCGUGCAGUUUUUCACCGAAGGAUCGUACAUUGCUGAAGCGAUGAAAAUCCAAGCACUCCAAACGACGAACUCGUCAAGCGAUAUCCUCGGUACUAGCGAUAUAAUCAGCGUUCAAGCCCCUGACUCACCAGCGCCAACUGCUCAAGAUGUCCUUACUCUGAAUUUCGCCGCUGCUAAAGCCGUACAAGUAUCAAACCCCCAAACGUUGGUCGCAAUCAGAUUUAUGUUUCAUCGGGGUCCUAACGAUCUCCAGAACAUCGACGACGACAUCUGUUCCAUCUACGACACUUAGAAUUCCUACCACAAGAAGCAUCGUACCAGUCCCAA
Molecule: messenger RNA, 740 nt
Organism: Desarmillaria tabescens
Lineage: Eukaryota; Fungi; Basidiomycota; Agaricomycetes; Agaricales; Physalacriaceae
Exons: 8
Coding region: 172-705 (177 amino acids)
Source: RefSeq, a predicted model, not a curated record